Molecule: messenger RNA, 1816 nt
Organism: Salvelinus sp. IW2-2015
Lineage: Eukaryota; Metazoa; Chordata; Actinopteri; Salmoniformes; Salmonidae
Source: RefSeq, a predicted model, not a curated record
AUGGCAGUUUGAGCAUGCGCUGUGGAGCUUUGUUACUAGCUAGCUACUGUAAAAAUGGCGUUAAGCAAAACCUUUGGGCAGAAACCGAUUAAAUUUCAGUUAGAGCAAGAUGGAGACUUUUACAUGGUUGGAUCAGAGGUUGGAAACUACCUGCGUAUGUUCAGGGGCUCCCUGUAUAAAAGGUACCCAUCACUCUCGAGGAGGUUAGCCUCAGUAGAGGAGAGGAAGAAAAUUGUAGCAUCAUCGCACGCCACAAGUGUGACUCUCCUGAAGGCCUCCGAAUGUGAAGAGAUUUUCGAGGGGAACGAUGAGAAGUACAAAGCUGUUUCCAUCAGCACAGAACCACCGGCCUACCUCAGGGAGCAGAAGGGGAAGAGGAACAGCCAGUGGGUUCCCACGCUGCCCAACAGCUCCCACCACCUGGACGCUGUUCCCUGCUCCACCACCAUCAACCGCAACCGCAUGGGCCGCGACAAGAAGAGGACCUUCCCCCUGUGCUUUGACGACCACGACCCGGCGGUGAUCCACGAGAACGCGUCUCAGGCCGAGGUGCUGGUUCCCAUCCGUCUGGACAUGGAGAUUGAUGGGCAGAAGCUCAGAGAUGCGUUCACCUGGAACAUGAACGAGAAGCUGAUGACCCCGGAGAUGUUUGCAGAGAUCCUGUGUGACGACCUGGACCUGAACCCACUGGCCUUCGUCCCGGCCAUUGCCUCAGCCAUUCGCCAGCAGAUAGAGUCCUACCCCACAGACAGCAUCCUGGACGAGCAGACUGACCAGAGGGUCAUCAUCAAGCUGAAUAUCCACGUGGGAAACAUCUCCUUGGUGGACCAGUUUGAGUGGGACAUGUCGGAGAGGGAGAACUCUCCGGAGACUUUUGCCCUCAAGCUGUGCUCCGAGCUGGGCCUGGGAGGAGAGUUUGUCACCACCAUCGCCUACAGCAUCCGUGGCCAGCUCAGCUGGCACCAGAGGACGUACGCCUUCAGGUCUGAUUUCAGUGAGAAUCCCCUGCCUACGGUGGAAAUCGCCAUCCGCAACACAGGUGACGCUGACACAUGGUGCCCCCUGCUGGAGACCCUGACAGACGCAGAGAUGGAGAAGAAGAUCAGGGACCAGGACAGGAACACCAGACGAAUGAGACGACUUGCCAACACUGCCCCUGCCUGGUAGAGAGAAGCAGCAGUAAGCUACUACACAGCCUCUGGUCAACAAACGGUCAACUCCAAUAGGCCCUCUGAGAGACACACACAAACUCAACAAUAGACAUUCCACUGGUCCCUUCUUACAGCCCUCAUAAUGUUAACUAACUCUAUGCUUGGCUGUCAUGUCCUCUGGACACUGAUCCAGGACCAUUGUCACAUACCUAACUCCAUUAAUUACAAGAAUUACAUUUGAUCCAGGAACAGAGACUUUUGUUGAAGGAGCCUUAUCCAUUUCUAUUGCCGAAUCCCAAUCCAAGCCCCUGUAGUGGUUCAAGCCGCUACUCAUCUCUGAUGAGACGAGGUGGUAAAUGAAAGGUGCCAUGGGUAGAGUGUAUGGAUCCGUAUGAAAUGUAGCUUUUGUUGUUUCUACGGACUCACCAUCUAAGUGAGCUCAAACUGUAAUACUGCUUUGGUGCACUCGUAUCCCUCUUGAUGGACGAUGCGGAUGGACGACUGACUGUCCGUUUUAAUAGAAACUGUUACACUCGAGCAGACUCAACUCUUGCAAAUAAUGUAAACUUAUGUAUUGUGCUUUCUUUUUGUAAAGGUGCUGAUACUUUUAGUCAACGUUUUUGUUUUGUUUCCUUUUUUAAUAAAAUGCCAUAGAGACUUCAUUA